UGUUGGGCCGUUUAAAUGGAAUUGCGCAGGAGUCUAAUAUACAUAUGCCUACAGCCACCGCCAAGGUCAGAAGGUGUUUGCACCAUCGAAAUUGAAGGUUUCUACUUUGACUCACGUACCAAUGAUUGCCAAAUGUAUGUAUUAGGCGGUUGUCGCACCGUUCCGGGACAAAGUUUUGGCUCACGGCAAGAUUGCUUGGACACUUGUGUACAUUUGACACGGCAUAUACAGGACUUGCGUAUCAACGAAUGAGCAAUGGAGUUGGCUUGGAGUAGCAAAAUGAGCGGAACUGCGCGAAUAAUACUUGAAUAAUUAUAAGAUAAAUAAAUACAUACAUCCUUAUA
Messenger RNA from Rhagoletis pomonella (apple maggot), 344 nucleotides. Its product is annotated as kunitz-type serine protease inhibitor bitisilin-3-like. The transcript is spliced from 2 exons. Gene Ontology annotation, molecular function: serine-type endopeptidase inhibitor activity. Lineage: Eukaryota; Metazoa; Arthropoda; Insecta; Diptera; Tephritidae. The record is from RefSeq and is a predicted model, not a curated record. Bases 16 to 252 code for a protein of 78 amino acids.